Molecule: messenger RNA, 1235 nt
Organism: Pangasianodon hypophthalmus (striped catfish)
Lineage: Eukaryota; Metazoa; Chordata; Actinopteri; Siluriformes; Pangasiidae
Gene: npb
Product: neuropeptide B
Exons: 2
Coding region: 270-701 (143 amino acids)
Biological process (GO): G protein-coupled receptor signaling pathway; feeding behavior
Molecular function (GO): G protein-coupled receptor binding
Source: RefSeq, a predicted model, not a curated record
AAUAAAAAAAAUAAUAAAAUCUCACGUCAUAAGUCACAUAAAUUUACGCACCUCUGAAGAGCUUGACGCUGAUUGGACGUUGUUGGGUUUUUCCCUCCUCCUUUACCGGAACCAUGACCCACCUUCACGUGGAGCGCGCGCGCCUUUACGCGCUCGGGGUUUGUAUAUAAAGGCGCACAGACGCGUCCCGUUACAGCUCAGAGCAACUCCUGAAGCGCGAUAAAAACACUUAACAACCCGCUGAACAGGUGAGGGUGAGGACGACGACCAUGGUGAUGAUGAUGAGGAGGAUGAUGAUGAGGUGCGCGCCGGAGAGGUCCGUGAGAUCCGCCGUGAUGCUCGCGGCCGUCGCCGUGCUGCUCUCGUGCUGUCCCGCAGACGCGUGGUACAAGCAGGCCACCGGGCCGAGCUACUACUCCGUGGGCAGAGCCUCGGGUUUGCUGUCCGGCAUCCGCAGGUCGCCGUACGUCCGCAGGUCCGACACGGAGUCCGCGCUGGACGCAGCAGAGCGCACCGGAAACAGCGUGAUGCCCGAGCUGAGCGCGCGACACACACCUGUCCUGAAAAACAUGGCCAUCUGCAUCAAGGACAUUUCUCCGAACCUGCAGAGCUGUGAGCCGAUGCAGGACGGCUGGAACACGUUCCGGUGCAGGGCCGAAGUCCUGCUCGCGCUCGACUCGCUCGACUGCUUGGUGGCGUGAGCGGCGCGUGAGCACGGAACCCAACCCCGGUCCUGGAGAACCCCCUGUCCUGCACGGUUCAGUGUUUUUCCUGCUCUAACACGCCGUCAGGACAGAGGGCUUCUCCAGGACCAGGGUUGGGAACCUGUCUUCUAGAGACCCCCUUUCCUGUUAUUCCAAAAAUCCGAAAAAAAUAAGACCCGAUACACAACAGCAUCAUUUAGACACCGAAAUCUGUUUUGAUGCUCUAUUUAGUACGGUACUUUCCGGUCUGUUUAGGAUGCUCUCACUCGCUCUCCUGUUCAGAUCUCCAUUUCCACUCGGACUCCUGACCCUGAAUGUUAUUUAUUUUCCACCAUCUUAUCUACGAAAACAACAACAAAAAAAAAAUCGACUAAACUCCAAAAAUGUUCUAUGUGUAUGUGUGAGAGAGAAAGAGUGAGAGAGACAGAAACGGUAUCACUGUUUGUCCCUUCUGUAGCCAAAUGUGUGUGUAAAUGUGUAUAAACUGUUUAAAGAAUGUUAUUUUAUUUAUUAAACUCGACAGAUGGUUGA